GUCCACACUGUGGUGCGCGCUAAGUUAAUAUUUUUUUUAUAAGUUCCGUCAUUGCUUCUUGAGUGCAUAAUAACGCUGUAUGAUGUGCGUGUCCAAAGCAUUACUUUCUAAAGAGCAAAACUAUAAUAAACUAUAGUUCUCACUGGAAUCCUGAACUGCUUUACGUGCCGGUAACCUCAAAACUGGAGGUGGCCUGGCCUCUGUACCUCUGCUGGGCCCUGACCCGUCACACCCAUGGCGGAAACGUAAGCCUGCCGCCCCCCAGCCCACGGCGGCCCACGGAGAGCCCACGGGAAGGGUGGGAGGAGCCCACAGCACUGGGGCAGACCGGAAGAGCCUCGGGGAGGAAGGGGUGACCCCCCCCACACACUCGGGAGGGUAGUGUGGGAGGGGCUCCCCAGCGGGUUGCUGUCUGCUACUGAGGAGGAAGUGAGAGGAGGAGGUGAGGUGCAGCAGGGAGCCUGUUGUAGCAGGGGUCUGGGGCACCAUGGCCCAGGCCCUAGGGGAGGACCUGGUGCAAACUUCAGAGCUACAGGAUGACUCCAGCUCUUUGGGAUCUGACUCUGAGCUGAGUGGGCCCGGCCCGUAUCGCCAGGCUGACCGCUAUGGCUUCAUUGGGGGCAGCUCAGCAGAGCCAGGGCCCGGUCACCCUCCUGCAGACCUGAUCCGCCAGCGAGAGAUGAAGUGGGUAGAGAUGACCUCACACUGGGAGAAAACCAUGUCUCGGCGAUACAAGAAGGUAAAGAUUCAGUGCCGGAAAGGCAUCCCCUCGGCUCUGCGGGCCCGGUGCUGGCCUCUGUUGUGCGGGGCCCACGUGUGUCAAAAGAACAGCCCCGACACCUAUAAGGAACUGGCCAAGGCCCCUGGAGACCCACAUUGGAUGGAGACCAUCAGCAGGGACCUGCAUCGCCAGUUCCCUCUGCACGAGAUGUUUGUGUCACCUCAGGGUCAUGGGCAGCAGGGGCUCCUGCAGGUACUCAAGGCCUACACGCUGCAUCGGCCCGAACAGGGCUACUGUCAGGCCCAGGGCCCUGUGGCUGCUGUGCUGCUCAUGCACCUGCCCCCAGAGGAGGCCUUCUGGUGCCUGGUGCAGAUUUGUGAGGUCUACCUCCCUGGCUACUACGGGCCCCACAUGGAGGCUGUGCAGCUGGACGCUGAAGUGUUCGCGGCCCUGCUCCGGCGGCUGCUCCCGCGCGUGCACAAGCACCUGCAGCAGGUGGGCGUCGGGCCUCUGCUGUACCUGCCCGAGUGGUUCCUGUGCCUCUUCGCCCGCUCCCUGCCCUUCCCCACGGUGCUGCGCGUCUGGGAUGCCUUCCUCAGCGAGGGUGUGAAGGUGCUGUUCCGUGUGGGGCUGACGCUGGUGCGCCUGGCGUUGGGCACCACAGAACAGCGCCUGGCCUGCCCGGGCCUCCUGGAGACGCUCGGUGCCCUACGAGCCAUCCCCCCCACCCAGCUGCAGGAGGAGGUCUUCAUGUCUCAGGUGCACAGCGUGGCCCUGUCUGAGCGUGACCUUCAGCGGGAGAUCAGGGCCCAGCUGGCCCAGCUGCCUCAGUCAACGUCCGGGCCACCCCCAAGGCCGCAGGCCCGCCUGCCUGGGGCCCAGGCCAUCUUCGAGGCCCAGCAGCUGGCAGGAGCGCGGGGAGGCGCCAGACCCGAGGUGCCCCGAAUAGUGGUUCAGCCCCCGGAGGAGCCCAGGCCACCACGGCGCAAGCCCCAGACCCGAGGCAAGACUUUCCACGGGCUCCUGACUCGGUCCCGGGGCCCUCCUGUUGAGGGCCCCUCCAGGUCUCAUCGAAGCUCCACCUCCUUCCUGGAUACCCGAUUCUGAAGGUCUCACUUCUGAGGGACCGUGGACUCGGCGUACCCUAACCCCAAGUGCCCGGUUGCCUGAUGCCUGCCCCACAGAUGGGCACCGCGCUUUACCGCCGGGAUUUGGCAAAUCAGCUCCCUUCCCGCAGACCGUGUUGGACACGAGGGUGAAGGAAGGUCACUCACGGUGUGGUUUCAGGGGCCCAGACCUGCCAUUCUCCCGCGGAGCUGUCCCGGUGCUGGGCCCUUGCAAGAAUGGAAGCUGAAGGACUGUGGGGUUAAGGGCAGCUGGCUGGGCGAGGGGCCCCCGCGGGGCUCCUGGGGAGGCCUAGAAUAAAGUCUGGGCAGAAACCUG
Molecule: messenger RNA, 2164 nt
Organism: Leopardus geoffroyi (Geoffroy's cat)
Lineage: Eukaryota; Metazoa; Chordata; Mammalia; Carnivora; Felidae
Gene: TBC1D10C
Product: TBC1 domain family member 10C
Exons: 10
Coding region: 488-1828 (446 amino acids)
Source: RefSeq, a predicted model, not a curated record